AUGUAUAACUUCAACUUAGCUCUUCUUGCAAAACAAUUGUGGCGCUUGCUCAGGUACCCAUCCUCUCUUCUGGCAAAGGUGCUAAAGGGUCGUUACUUCAAAUAUAAGAAUCCAUUAGAGACUGGUAAGGCUAACGCCCCCUCCUUUGGAUGGAGGAGCAUUAUGGCAGCGAAAGAUUUAUUACAACAAGGGCUGAGAAAGUCGAUCAAGUCUGGUUUUGAUACCAAAGUAUGGGCAGACCCAUGGAUUCCUACUAUUCGGGCACGUCCGGCGUUGGAUAAUGGAAACGGACGGUAUCCUAAUCUCUACGUAAACCAUCAUAUCGACUUUAACACUAAGCAAUGA
Messenger RNA from Microthlaspi erraticum, 345 nucleotides. The record is from the annotation of a GenBank genome assembly. NCBI's taxonomy places the organism in Eukaryota, Viridiplantae, Streptophyta, Magnoliopsida, Brassicales, Brassicaceae.